Messenger RNA from Chrysochloris asiatica (Cape golden mole), 2876 nucleotides. It is a transcript of the gene TCAF1, whose product is annotated as family with sequence similarity 115, member A. The transcript has 8 exons. The coding region runs from base 1 to 2766 and encodes 921 amino acids. Gene Ontology annotation, biological process: positive regulation of anion channel activity. The record is from RefSeq and is a predicted model, not a curated record. Lineage: Eukaryota; Metazoa; Chordata; Mammalia; Afrosoricida; Chrysochloridae.
AUGGCGACUCCAACUGCUGCCUUUGAGGCCCUCAUGAGUGGGGUGACGAGCUGGGAUGUCCCCGAAGAUGCCAUUCCCUGUGAACUACUUCUCAUUGGAGAGGCCGCCUUCCCGGUGAUGAUGAAUGAUGUGGGCCAGGUGCUCAUUGCUGCCUCCUCCUAUGGUCGGGGCCGUCUGGUGGUGGUGUCCCACGAAGACUACCUGGUGGAGGCCCAGCUGACACCUUUUCUCCUCAAUGUGGUGGGCUGGCUGUGUACCUCCCCAGGAUCCCCCAUUGGGAUUCACCCAUCCCUGGCACCUUUGGCUAAAAUCCUCGAGGGCUCCAAUGUGGAGUCCAAAAUAGAGCCGGAAGUCAAAGAUUCCCUGGGGGUUUAUUGUAUUGACGCUUACAAUGAGACCAUGACUGAGAAACUGGUCCAAUUUGUGAAGCGGGGAGGGGGCUUGCUCAUCGGGGGCCAAGCCUGGGACUGGGCCAGCCAGGGCGAUGAUGAGAGAGUCCUAUUCACCUUCCCCGGGAACCUUGUCACCAGUGUAGCUGGCGUGUACUUCACCGAUAACAAGGGAGACACAAGUUUCUUCAAGGUCUCUAAGAAGAUGCCCAAGACGCCUGUCUUGGUGAGCUGUGAGGACGACCUCUCCGAGGACAGGGAGGAGCUCCUGCAUGGGAUCUCGGAGCUGGACAUCACCAACUCAGACUGCUUCCCAUCCCAGCUGCUGGUGCAUGGAGCGCUGGCCUUCCCGCUGGGGCUGGACUCCUACCAUGGCUGUGUCAUCGCGGCCGCCCGCUACGGUCGGGGCCGCGUGGUGGUGACCGGCCACAAGGUGCUCUUCUCGGUCAGCAAAUUGGGCCCCUUCCUGCUCAAUGCCGUGCGCUGGCUGGACGCGGGCCGCAGGGGCAAGAUCGUGGUGCAGACGGAACUGCGGACCAUGAGCAACCUGCUGGCGGUGGGGGGCAUCGACACCUGCGUGGAGCCCCAGCUGACCAGCGAUGCCAGCGUCUACUGCUUCGAGCCCGUGAGCGAUGUGGGCGUCAAGGAGCUGCAGGAGUUCGUGGCCGAGGGCGGGGGUCUCUUCGUGGGGGCCCAGGCCUGGUGGUGGGCCUUCAAGAACCCGGGCGUGUCCCCUCUAGCCCGUUUCCCGGGAAACCUCCUCCUCAACCCCUUUGGCAUCAGCAUCACCAGCCAGAGCCUGAACCCCGGACCCUUCCGCACCCCGAAAGCGGGCAUCAGGACCUACCACUUCCGUUCCACCCUGGCCGAGUUCCAGGUCAUCAUGGGCCGGAAACGCGGCAAUGUGGAGAAGGGCUGGCUGGCCAAACUGGGCCCCGAUGGCGCAGCCUUCCUGCAGAUCCCUGCUGAGGAGAUCCCCGCGUACACGUCGGUACACCGGCUCCUGAGGAAGCUGCUCAGCCGGUACCGCCUGCCCGUGGCCACCCGAGAGAACCCCGUCAUCAACGACUGCUGCCGGGGUGCCAUGCUCUCCCUGGCCACCGGCUUGGCCCACUCGGGGAGCGACCUCUCCCUGUUGGUUCCAGAAAUCGAAGACGUCUACAGCAGUCCUUACCUACGCCCCUCCGAGUCCCCCAUCACCGUGGAGGUCAACUGCACCAACCCAGGCACCAGGUACUGCUGGAUGAGCACCGGUCUCUACAUCCCGGCCAGGCAAAUCAUAGAGGUCUCCCUGCCGGAGUCCGCGGCCUCCGCAGACCUCAAGAUCCAGAUCGGCUGCCACACAGACGACCUGACCAGGGCCAGCAAGCUCUUCCGUGCACCCCUCAUCAUCAACCGCUGCUGCCUGGACAAGCCAACCAAGUCCAUCACGUGCCUCUGGGGAGGUCUGCUCUACGUCAUUGUGCCUCAGAGCUGCAAGCUGGGCCCUGUUCCGAUCACCAUCAAGGGAGCUGUGCACGCUCCCUACUACAAGCUGGGGGAGACAUCCCUGGAGGAGUGGAAGAGGUGCAUCCAGGAGAACCCAGGACCCUGGGGGGAGCUGGCCACUGACAACAUUAUCCUGACCUUGCCGACCGUUAACCUGCGCACCCUGGAGAACCCCGAGCCCCUUCUGCGCCUCUGGGAUGAGGUGAUGGCUGCGGUGGCCAGACUGGGCGCUGAGCCCUUCCCCCUACGCCUACCCCAGAGGAUCGUCGCUGAUGUGCAGAUCUCCGUGGGCUGGAUGCACGCAGGGUACCCCAUCAUGUGCCACCUGGAGUCGGUGCAGGAACUCAUCAGUGAGAAGCUCAUCCGGACCAAGGGGCUGUGGGGCCCGGUGCACGAGCUGGGCCGCAACCAGCAGCGGCAGGAGUGGGAGUUCCCGCCACACACCACCGAGGCCACCUGCAACCUGUGGUGUGUGUACGUCCACGAGACGGUCCUGGGCAUCCCGCGGGGCCGCGCCAACAUCGCCUUGUGGCCCCCCGUCCGGGAGAAGAGGGUCAGAAUCUACCUGAGCAAGGGCCCCAAUAUAAAGAAUUGGAAUGCCUGGACGGCCCUGGAAACAUACCUCCAGCUACAAGAGGCCUUUGGUUGGGAGCCAUUCAUCCGCCUCUUCACUGAGUACAGGAACCAGACCAACCUGCCCACAGACAACGUCGACAAGAUGAACCUGUGGGUCAAGAUGUUCUCCCACCAAGUGCAGAAGAAUCUGGUGCCUUUCUUUGAGGCCUGGGCCUGGCCCAUUCAGAAGGAAGUGGCAACCAGUCUGGCCUACCUGCCCGAGUGGAAGGAAAAUAUUAUGAAAUUGUACCUCCUCACCCAGAUGCCCCAUUGAAAUUGAAGAAAUUCAAAAGCGAAUGGAUACAUCUCCGCAAAGAAAACAGAAGGGAUUUGGAUAGACGUGAAGAAGAUCUCAACCCAUUUCUCGAAGAGAGGAAGUGGAUG